AUGCCUCCCCCCGGUGCGUGUCUGAAUAUUAUGGAGAAUCGUAGCAUGGAAGAUGGCUAUGGGAAGUUCAAAACCCCUGACAAGUUCUUUGGCCAAGACUUCCAGGAGCUGAAACAGUACUGUCUCAUCAAAGGAGUGCGCUACAUCGACGACAUGUUCCCCCCUGACAGGAACUCCAUCGGUCACGGGAUGCUGGACCCCUCUGAUCUGGCCAAUGUGGUGUGGCUGAGACCAGCGAAAAUUGCUCUUAAUCCGUCCUUUGUACAACAUAGUGUCUCCAGGUUUGACUUUGGUCAAGGAAUACUUGGAAACUGCUGGUUUCUUGCAUCUAUUGGAGCUCUGACAUUCCAGCGUCAUAUCUUCGACCAAGUUGUCCCCCCCGAGCAAAAAUUUGAAGAGGACUACUGCGGACUAUUUCACUUCAGGUUCUGGAGAUUCGGGAAAUGGGUGGAUGUGGUCAUCGAUGACAAGCUGCCUACAAUCAAUGGCAGAUUAAUCUUUGUUCACUCCAAAAAUCCAAAUGAGUUCUGGCCUGCUCUGCUGGAGAAAGCUUACGCCAAGGUUUGUGGUUCCUACACCGACAUGAACGCUGGAACUCCUACAGAGGCCAUGAUGGACUUCACCGGUGGAGUCUACAUGCACAUCGAGCUCUCAGAACCCCCUCCAGACCUGUGGGAGCUGAUGUGCAGAGCUGGCAAAUCCACCAAUCUGAUGAGCUGUGGUACACCUCAAGGGGAGACACCUGCUAACACCGUGUUACCGAAUGGAUUGGUCCAAGGCCAUGCCUACACCGUGACAGGUGUCAGACAGAUGACGAGCAGAGGGACAUUUGUAAACCUGGUGCGUUUGUGGAACCCCUGGGGCAGAGGAGAGUGGAAGGGAGACUGGAGUGACCGGUCACCUUUAUGGCAAACUGUGAGUCCUGAAGAUCGAGAAUUGUGCCAUUCUGUGGAUGAUGAUGGAGAGUUUUGGAUGACCCUGGAAGAUUUCUGUAGGUUCUUCGUGAAUCUCGACAUCUGUGGCCUGAGUCCAGACUUCCUUGAUGGAAACUCUUCUUGUGUCUGGAAGACCUCCGCGUAUGACGGACGCUGGGUUGCAGGAAUCACUGCUGGAGGCUGCAUAAAUAACAGAGACAGUUUCUGGACCAAUCCACAGUAUCGAGUCAAGCUUACUGGUGAAUAUUCAGAGAGAGAGGGUGAAAAAAACAUGCUGGUGUCUCUCAUGCAAAAGCCUGACAAGAGGAACAGACGGCAGGUGCAUAAUGUGCACAUUGGAUUCCUUAUAUAUGAGAUCUCUGAAGAAUAUGCGGCACAGAAGGGCAAAUUACCGGCCUCCUUCUUCCUCACCCACGCGCCCGCCGCCCAGACGAAAACCUACCUCAAUGCCCGUUCAGUGAUGGAGUUGUUGAUGCUGAAGCCUGGCGAGUACCUGAUCGUUCCCUCCACCUUCAAACGCAAUGAGUCCGCCUCCUUCCUCCUGACCAUCCACUCCAAGAUAGACACCCAGUGCUAUGAGAACUCUAGUGGCCACAGACCACAGGAACCAUUUGAAAAGCUCAAGAAAAUCAGGAAUGCAGAGGAGUACAAAGACAAGAAGGACUUUUUCCGGCAGUACUCCGACAAGUAUGAAGAAGUGGAUGCAGAGCAGCUCCAGAGGCUUCUAAAUGACAAAAUCCUGAAAGGAGACCUGAAAUCUGGAGGCUUCACCAUCGACGCGUGCCGCAGUAUGGUUGCUCUGAUGGAUACGUCAAUCACAGGCAAACUGAACGGUGAGGAAUUUGUCCGCCUGUGGAACAAGGUGGUCGCAUACAAGGACAUUUUCUACCUCACGGAUGUUUCCCGAACAGGAACGCUGUCGCUGAGUGAGCUGAGGAAUGCAUUCAUAGCUGCAGAAUUCAGGGUCAGCGACGACAUGCUCAACCUGAUGGUGCUGCGCUACGGCACCUCCUCUGGUCACAUGACACUGGAGAACUUCAUCAGCCUCAUCCUUCGCUUGGGCUGCAUGCACAAAAUCUUCAGAAAGUUGUCUGAUGGAAAAGGGAUGAGUCUUCGAGAGUCGGAGUGGAUAUACAUUUCCAUGUACACCUAAACCCUGCAGUGAAGAUGGAUGAAUAUUCAUCAUCUGGAAAGAAGAGCGAAUGUUUUGCUUUAAUUUGUCAUAUUGCAAAAUGAAAACAGAAACUUCUUUUUGUUUUGU
Stegastes partitus (bicolor damselfish) is the source of this 2196-nucleotide messenger RNA. Its product is annotated as calpain-1 catalytic subunit-like. The record is from RefSeq and is a predicted model, not a curated record. Gene Ontology annotation, biological process: proteolysis. Gene Ontology annotation, cellular component: cytoplasm. Lineage: Eukaryota; Metazoa; Chordata; Actinopteri; Pomacentridae. The transcript has 21 exons. Gene Ontology annotation, molecular function: calcium-dependent cysteine-type endopeptidase activity. The coding region runs from base 1 to 2088 and encodes 695 amino acids.